Schizophyllum commune H4-8 is the source of this 1623-nucleotide messenger RNA. RefSeq names its product ArfGap-domain-containing protein. NCBI's taxonomy places the organism in Eukaryota, Fungi, Basidiomycota, Agaricomycetes, Agaricales, Schizophyllaceae. The record is from RefSeq and is a predicted model, not a curated record. Gene Ontology annotation, molecular function: GTPase activator activity. The transcript is spliced from 4 exons. Gene Ontology annotation, biological process: COPI coating of Golgi vesicle. The coding region runs from base 20 to 1411 and encodes 463 amino acids.
UCUCUGUCUCUUGACUAUCAUGGCGGAGCCUACCAAACAGCAGACUGAGCAGGUCUUCAAGAUCCUCCGCUCACAAAAGGCGAACAAGGUUUGCUUCGACUGCAAUGCGCGCAAUCCGACGUGGUCCAGCGUCACUUUCGGCGUCUACAUAUGCCUCGACUGCUCGAGCAACCAUCGCAACAUGGGCGUACACAUCUCCUUCGUCAGGUCCACGAACCUCGACAGCUGGCAACUCGCCCAGCUGCGCAACAUGAAGGUCGGCGGGAAUGCCUCUGCAACAGAGUUCUUCACCAAGAACGGCGGCGCGUCCCUCCUCAGCGACUCGGACACGCGCAAGAAGUACAGCUCGCCGAUUGCGGAGCGCUACAAGGAGGAGCUUGCGCGGCGUGUGCGCGAGGAUGCAGCCAAGUUUCCCGACGGCAUUCACAUUGAGGGCAUGGAGACUGCGGGCGCGACGGCUGCAACUCCUGCAGCGAAGGCCGAUGAGGACGAUUUCUUUGAGUCUUGGUCAAAGCCCGCCACACCCAAGUCCUCCGCCCCCUCUACCCCACGCGUGUCCACUCCACCCGUCAUCGGCCGCGCAGCCUCGCCUGCCGUCGCUAGCCAGCCGGCUGCUGCCCGCCCCGUCGCGUCCUCCGCCGCCCGCCCGUCCAAGCUCGGUGCCUCUCGCCUCAACUCUGCCUCCUCCACCUCGUCUGCGGGUCCGAAGAAGUCCAAGCUCGGGCUCGGUGCAGCGAAGGCGAAGCCCGUCGACUUUGAGGCCGCGGAGCGUAAAGCCCUCGAGGAGGCGGAGCGCAUCAAGCAGCUGGGAUACGACCGCCAGCGCGAGGAGGAGGAAGAGAAGGCGCGCAAGGAGGCGGCUGCGAAGAAGGCCGCUGCCGACAUAACUGCGAACAAGGCCGCCUACACGCCCGCCGCUGCCUCUGCACCCGCCGCCGCCAAAGCGUCCCCGGCCUUCCCACGACUAGGCUUUGGAGCGAUCCCUGGAGCGGGUGCUGCCGCCGCGGUCGCUGCUGUCCCCGCCGCACGGGCCUCGCCUGUCGCAGACGAUGCACCGACGACAGCUCGCGAAAAGUUCGGCACACAGAAGGCAAUCUCGUCCGACAUGUACUUCGGCCGCGGGGACUACGAUCCGACUGCAGUCAACGAGGCGCAGACGCGGUUGCAGCAGUUCAAGGGCGCGACGAGCAUCUCAUCGAGCCAAUACUAUGGCCGGGAGGAAGAGGAGGAGCUCGGCAUGGGCUCCCGGGGCGUCGUCGAGGGCGACGGCAGCCUGGCAGGACUGGAGGCAGCGGCGAGAGAGGCGAUGACGAGGUUGAUGGCGAACCCGGACGUACAAAACCUGGGCGAAAACAUCAGGACGGGUGCGCUCAAGCUCUCAGACUACCUCGCGCAGAUGUCGGAGCGGUAGACUGUGUGGUUCGGUUGACCCAUUGCUUGGUACAUGGUGGACGUUGCCUGUGCCGGGUACCCAUAUGUUAUCGUGGAUAUGUCGCUCGCUUAUUUAUUCCCUCCUUUUGGUCUGUCUGCGUUGCUCUUGAGUAGAAUGUGGAUAAGGGGACUUCUAUGCUAUGCAGGUCUGAGUGUGGCGAUUAUUACGAGGUUCCAGGAGUGAGAGUGGCC